CAUCUCUCUCUCUCUCUCAUAAUUAAUAUUAUCCAGUAAACCUGAUCCACUUGAUAACCAGUAAUUUCUCCUGCUUAGCUCUUAAUUAAUACCCCCCAAUUUAUCUUUAUCUUGUUGGAUCGAUGUGUAACCACAAUUUCAAAUUAUCCACCAACAUGCCCAACGCUUUCUCCUACAGCGUCAAUCAAGUGAACAAGCCUAACAAACUCCCGAACUCACCAAACAGAACCCGCCCUCUCAAAACUCCUCCGUUUCCAUCGUCAAAUCUCCACCCCAAGGCCCAUGACACCCACUUCCCUCUCUGCUCCCCGAAAAAAGUGCAUGAAAAGCCCAUUAGCAGCCCAAGACUCUUCAAACGCCACAAAGACGGCGAUACGGAGAACUCCGAAGUGUUGCAGGGCUUUGCAAUGGUGAAGAGCUCAUCGGAGCCGCAAAAGGAGUUCAGGGAGUCCAUGAUGGAGAUGAUCAAGGAGAACGGCUUGGUGACGGUGAAGGACCUCGAAGAACUGCUUGAGUGCUACUUGUGUUUGAAUUCUAAAGAGUAUCAUAGUGUAAUUGUUGAGGUGUUUGAGGAGAUUUGGUUUGAUAUUAGUACUGAGAGUGUUGAGAGUGUAGGCAUGUGGAACAGUUAAUGUAAUGUUUGGAUUCAAUCUCUAUAACAUAGAGAUUAGCACUUAUUAAUUGUAGUUUUUUUUUUUUGUUAACA
Molecule: messenger RNA, 706 nt
Organism: Asparagus officinalis (garden asparagus)
Lineage: Eukaryota; Viridiplantae; Streptophyta; Magnoliopsida; Asparagales; Asparagaceae
Product: transcription repressor OFP4-like
Exons: 1
Coding region: 123-632 (169 amino acids)
Biological process (GO): negative regulation of DNA-templated transcription
Source: RefSeq, a predicted model, not a curated record